AUGGGCAACGUUUGGGCCCAAGGUUGGGGUAACAACAGAUGCCGAUACCACUGCUCCACAGACCUCUCCCGGGAACCCCCCCACCUCGGAAAGAGCUCGCGCCCCUGGGCGCCGGCGGGCGUGGCGGCUGUAUGUAUAUCGCACGCCGCGCGGCAGGGGCUCCGCGAGCCGAGCGAGAGCGAGGCGGGGAGGGGGCGGUGGAUCCUCUGGAGGAGGAGGCGCGGACUAAAACGAGGGACAGAGAGGCCAAUGCCAGAUAACGCGCGCUUCUGUGCGCGGGGGCUCCGCGCGGGCGGACUGCUGCGCAGACUCCGCGCGACGCCCUCGCGGCCAGCUGCGGCACUCGGGGCUGCCUGGCGCGGCGAGGAGGGGCAGCGGGGGGAGGAAGAAGAGCGGAGCACGUGCCGCGAGGGCCAGGCGCUCGACCUGGAGACGCACGGCAGAUAG
Messenger RNA from Prorocentrum cordatum, 447 nucleotides. The record is from the annotation of a GenBank genome assembly. NCBI's taxonomy places the organism in Eukaryota, Dinophyceae, Prorocentrales, Prorocentraceae.